UAUAGAGAUCGACGGAAUAAAGUGAUAUCAAAGGGAAAUGCCACCCCUGAAGCGCCAGCUUAUAUCAAUUCGAAACGCAACAGUGUCAAUAAAUGAUACGGAAAAUAAUGAGAAAAUCACAGUCGAAUCUUUUUUGACAGUUUGUAGCAUUUGUGGCCAGGAGCACGCCACCACCGGCUGUCAAUUUUUCCUCGCGCUAAAAUAUGUGAAGGAUGAGCCUUUACUGUCCAGAGCCAGGCUGACAUUGCCAAAGAAUCUCGAAAUUACAAAAAUGGCUGAUGGUUCUACAACAGUAAUAACAAAAUGUGAUUUCCAACAAGGAACAACUUUUGGUCCGCUGCAGGCUCAACGAGACUGGACCAUGAAUCCUAUGAAUGAAUUUCCCAUUAAAGUCUUUGGGAAAGGCCCAAUGGAUACAUUUCAUUUGGAUCGUUCUAAUGAAAAUGCAUCAAAUUGGAUGUGCUUCGUUUCUCCUGCAUCAAAUUCCUUUGAACAAAAUCUUGUUUGCUAUCAAAUGGAGAGGGACGUUUACUACACCGCCAUGCGAUUUAUCCCUUCUGGGGAAGAGCUGAGGGUUUGGUAUGCUCCUUAUUACGCUUUAAAAAUGAAAAUGCCGCUGUACAACACAGAGUUUGCGAAUGUCAGUCCACACACAACAACAGAGGAGAUCGGUCAUGUUGAUCAGUCCCACGAAGAUACUGUAGAUCUUCCAGAUAUUUCACAUAGAAAUAUUGAAGAAAUCGUUCAUAGAUUGCCAGCCGAACAAUUGGGGGCCUUGAGUGACAAAACCAGCUGGAAUUGUACGAUAUGCUCGGUCGUAAUGAAUUCGGUAAUCGAAUACGCGAAACACUUGAUGGAACAUUACAAACCUCUUUCCGGUGUAUUUUGUGACGUAUGUAACAAAAAAUUUCACAGACUGUCGGUAUUGGAAAAACACAAACGAUCGAAACAUCCUAAAGGAAGAACCAACGACGACGUUGCCGGUAUUUUGACCUCGGAAAAUCAACAACAGCAGAACGCUCAGACCAUACUCAUGAACAUGAACGAUUCCGAGGGUCAAACUUCAGAAGCGAUGAAAGACAUACUGGUCAAAUUGAAAACCGGUAAAUCAUUGACGGAAUGCAGUUUAUUACUGCCCAUGGAGAUUGAGGCGGAAAAAGAAAACCCAAACGAUCUGUCUCUUCUCGACGCGCAUUCAAUAAACGUCAACGAUCUCCUGCCUAAUAACGCCGCAUUGACCGAAAAUUCGUCGUUAAAAUCAAUCCUGGAAAAUCAAUGUUUGAAUUUGAGUUUGGAGGCGAUAACGGACUCGAUGCUCUCGGACAACACGAACUGCGUUGAUUCUGACAAAUUUAACGUCGAAGAGUUGACCUCUGAGUUUUUGGACAUAACACCGGACGUUGCCACAAUGAAUCGUAGGAUUCUUAGUUUUCAGUGUGACAUAUGUGAAAAAAAGUUUGGGAAGGCUGAUUAUCUCUAUCGACACUUGAGAAAACACACCGGAGAAUUUGUCUGUCCGAGUUGUUUAGGUGUAUUCGCUCGAAAAGAAAAUUUGAUGUCGCACCUGUGUCCUUCGCAACAGUUCGACCAUCGAAAAUUUGAGUGUUCGUAUUGUCAGAAACUCUUUUUAACAAAAAAAUAUCUGAAACGGCACAUGGCGAAACACACGGAUUGGAACGUUUGUAAAUGGUGUAGGAAUUUAUUCACUUCGAGGCUCGAACUCGAGGCCCACAAGUGUCAAGCUCCGAAGCACGAUUGCUCUCAGUGCGGCAAACGAUUCGUUCAUCGGGAGCAUCUCAAUCGACACGCCAAAUCACACACGAAUCCUAAGCCUGUACCAAAGAAAACGAAAAAGCGGCUUGCAGAGGAAAAACCAGCGAUAUGCGAGAAGUGUGGCGAUGUUUUUAAGAAUCCUCACAGCUUGAAGCAGCACUUGAGAUCUCACGGAGAGAGGAAAUUCGAGUGCGACAUUUGCCACAGUAAAUUUCACCGAAUCGGCGUUUUGCAACAGCACAAAUCGAUCCAUCAAAGUAUUCAGAUUCCCUGUCAAAUUUGUGGCAAGAAAUUCAAGAGCAAAAAGGCACUGAGCGUUCACAUACUUUUGCAUGGUAACAGAAAAUUCCAUUGCGAAAAGUGUGAUAAAAGUUUCUUCCAAAGAUGCAAUUAUCUAAAACAUUAUAGGCAAAUGCAUGGUGAAAAAGUGUUGCACAAAUGUCCCCACUGUCCAACUGAAUUUACGAGCGAGUCGAGUUUCAACAAGCACGUCGAGAGUCACGUACAGCCGAGUGAACACGCGUGCAAAUCUUGCCACAAAGUUUUUCAUAGGGAGUAUCAGUUGAAGCGGCACGUUCGAACCAAUCAUAGUGGAAUAGUGUACCGUUGUCCAUAUUGUAAAAUGACAGCUCGUUACCGUCACAGUAUGAGAAGGCAUUUUGAGCGUCAACACGAGAGUCUUAGCGACGAAUGGAACAAACCAGGUUUCGUAAAUGAUCUCGUUGAAAAAAUGUUGCCCUCUGUGUUGACCGAGCGAGCAAUCGCGCCUGAUCAGAGUAGCCUAGUCGCUCAAAUGUCUCAUAGAAACAAUGCGAAAUUUGAGGCAGCCAAUGAUCCUCAAAACUCAAGCAUCCACGAGACUCCAUUUGGCGAAAAAACACAGCAGGUCAAUGACGACGUCCAAAACGAACUAGAAUCGAAUUCGUUGAAUGGCCAAGAAAUCGUGCUUCCAGUCUCAGAAAUGGACGGAGAAGUAACGCCGAGCGAGAUACCUCAAUUGAGUAUCAGCGAUAACGAAGCAAAUUUGGCAGAAUCUGUUCUGAGCAACGCGUAUAUCUUUGGUGAGGAUGGUGGUGAUAUAAUGUGUUAUGUUUUAGACGGUACGCCCGUUAUUACCCAAUAUUAGAAUUUACUUCGUGUUUGGUCUUCGUGUAAAGGUGUUCAGGGACCCGAAGCAGGUUUUUGAAACACACACACAUGUGAGACCGAAUCGACUGUGAUAUUAUCAACAAUGCGCACAUUUUUUCAAAGAUUACAGAUAGUGUAUUGUAGAAUAUAAAUAUAGCAUCUUAAUCGAGAGAAAAAAGGGUGAAAAUUUUUUGUUACACCAAUCGAUCGAGCCACAAAGUAUGGGCAAAAUUAAAUCUUAUCGAUUUAAUUCGAGAAUGGAAACUAAAAUAACGAACAUUUCAUAUUGCGGAAUAUUCUUAGUAUCGAUAUUUCAAUCAUUGAAAUAAAAAACAAAAAAUAUCGAAA
This is a messenger RNA of Venturia canescens, 3249 nucleotides long. RefSeq names its product zinc finger protein 236-like. The transcript has 11 exons. Gene Ontology annotation, molecular function: chromatin insulator sequence binding; protein binding. The record is from RefSeq and is a predicted model, not a curated record. Gene Ontology annotation, biological process: regulation of transcription by RNA polymerase II. The coding region runs from base 38 to 2899 and encodes 953 amino acids. Gene Ontology annotation, cellular component: chromosome. NCBI's taxonomy places the organism in Eukaryota, Metazoa, Arthropoda, Insecta, Hymenoptera, Ichneumonidae.